AUGUGGACACAACUGUUGCAGAUGAAACAAACUGUAGCAGAACAGACAUCCAUUGCUGAGGCCACUUCUGCAGCUGCAGUCACAACAGCAGGUGCAGAUGUGACAACUGCAGCAGAACAGACAUCCAUUGCAGAGGCCACUUCUUCAGCUGCAGUCACAACAGCAGGUGCAGGUACUACCACAGCAGAGGGAACAACUAGUCCUGUGGUGGAUACAACUGUUGUGGAUGUGACACAACAAUCUCGGCAGAUACCACAACAGCUGAGGAACAACUUCUCCUUCAGUGGACACAACUGUUGCAGAUGUAACAACGCAGCAGAACAGACAUCCAUUGCUGAGGCCACUUCUGCAGCUGCAGUCACAACAGCAGGUGCAGGUACUACCACAGCUGAGGGAACAACUAGUCCUGUGGUGGAUACAACUGUUGUUGAUGUGGUAACAACAGAGGCACAGACAUCUUCUGUUGUAGACACAACAAUCUCGGCAGAUACCACAACAGCUGAGGGAACAACCUCUCCUUCAUUGGAUACAACUAUUGCAGAUGUGACAACUGCAGCAGAACAGACAUCCAUUGCAGAGGCCACUUCCACAGCUGCAGUCACAACAGCAGGUGCAGGUCCUACCACAGCUGAGGGAACAACUAGUCCUGUGGUGGAUACAAACGUUGUGGAUGUGUAA
Molecule: messenger RNA, 678 nt
Organism: Strongylocentrotus purpuratus (purple sea urchin)
Lineage: Eukaryota; Metazoa; Echinodermata; Echinoidea; Camarodonta; Strongylocentrotidae
Product: mucin-22-like
Exons: 3
Coding region: 1-678 (225 amino acids)
Source: RefSeq, a predicted model, not a curated record